Monodelphis domestica (gray short-tailed opossum) is the source of this 2883-nucleotide messenger RNA. RefSeq names its product phospholipid phosphatase related 3 (gene PLPPR3). Gene Ontology annotation, cellular component: plasma membrane. NCBI's taxonomy places the organism in Eukaryota, Metazoa, Chordata, Mammalia, Didelphimorphia, Didelphidae. Gene Ontology annotation, biological process: signal transduction; phospholipid metabolic process; phospholipid dephosphorylation. The record is from RefSeq and is a predicted model, not a curated record. Gene Ontology annotation, molecular function: phosphatidate phosphatase activity.
CCGGCUCGGGCUCGGGCUCCAGCUCGGGCUCAGGCUCUAGCUCCGGCUCCGGCUCCAGCUCCAGCUCCAGCUCCCGGCUGCCGCCACCACCGCCACCUCUAGACCGGGAGGGCCCGGCUGGCCCCUGCGGAGCCCCCGAGCCUUGGGGCUUUGACCUGACCACCCUGUCCCUAGCCCCCAGGACACCAUGCUUUCAGCCAAGGAGAAGGCCAAGGGUCCAAAGGACAGCAUGACGCUCCUACCGUGCUUCUACUUUGUGGAGCUCCCCAUUGUUGCCUCCUCCAUCGUGACCCUUUACUUCUUGGAGCUCACCGACCUCUUCAAGCCAGCCAAGGUGGGCUUCCAGUGCUACGACCGGACCCUGUCCAUGCCCUAUGUGGAGACCAGUGAGGAACUCAUCCCACUGCUCAUGCUCUUAAGCUUGGCUUUUGCUGCCCCAGCUGCUUCUAUCAUGGUCGGGGAAGGCAUCGUGUACUGCCUCCAGUCCAAGCUGAAGGGCCGCACCAAUGCGGAGGGCAGCAUCAAUGCAGGUGGCUGCAACUUCAAUUCCUUCCUCCGCCGGACAGUCCGCUUUGUAGGAGUCCAUGUAUUUGGCCUGUGUGCUACUGCCCUGGUCACUGACAUCAUCCAGUUGGCCACCGGCUACCAUGCCCCCUUCUUCUUAACGGUAUGCAAGCCCAACUAUACCUUGCUGGGCAUCUCCUGUGAUGCCAACCCUUACAUCACCCAGGACAUCUGUUCCGGCCAGGAUGCCCAUGCCAUUCUCUCUGCCAGGAAGACCUUCCCAUCCCAGCAUGCCACCCUUUCGGCUUUCGCAGCUGUCUAUGUAUCGAUGUACUUUAACUCCAUCAUCUCCGAUAGCACCAAGCUGCUCAAACCCAUCCUGGUGUUUGCCUUCGCUAUUGCAGCCGGGGUCUGCGGCCUCACCCAGAUCACCCAGCAUCGCAGCCACCCCAGUGACGUCUACAGUGGUUUCCUCAUUGGCGCUGGCAUUGCUGCCUAUCUGGCCUGCCAUGCAGUGGGUAACUUCCGGCCCCCACUGGAGAAGCCCCCUGCCCCAGCCCCAGCCAAGGAUGCCCUCCGGGCCCUGACGCAGAGAGGCCACGACUCGGUCUACCACCAGAACAAGUCGGUCAGUACGGAUGAGCUGACGCCCCAGACCAGGCUGGAGGGCGUGCCCCGGCCAGUGCCUCGAGAGAAGACGUCGCUGGGCAGCCUCAAACGGGCCAGCGUGGACGUGGACCUCCUGGCCCCUCGGAGCCCCAUGGGCAAAGAGAACAUGGUCACCUUCAGCAACACCCUGCCCCGCGUCAAUACGCCCUCCCUGGACGACCCUGCCCGGCGUCACAUGACCAUCCACGUGCCCCUGGAUGCCUCCCGCUCCAAGCAGCUCAUCACGGAGUGGAAACAGAAAUCCCUGGAGGGGGGCCGGGCCCUGGCUCUGGCUGAGGAGGUCGGCCCGGGCCACCUCCGAGGGGCUGCCGAGCCCAUGGCUGAGGAAGAAGAAGAAGAGGAAGAAGAAGAAGAGGAGGAAGAGGAAGAAGAGGAGGAGGACGGAGGCCCCAUCCCACCUUCCCUAUACCCUACCGUGCAGGCCCGGGCUGGGGCUGAGAGGCCAGGCCUCGGGCCCCGGGUGCUCUUGCCACCUCGAGCCGGGGCGCCGCCAUUAGUGCACAUCCCCGAGGAGAGUCAAGCCGCCGGCGGCCCAGCCACUGCCAGCCUCUCCCCCAAGAGCGGCUCAGCCGUGCGGGCCAAGUGGCUCAUGAUGGCCGAGAAAGGGGGAGCUUCGGUCACAGCCCCACCUCGGGUGGCCAACCCACCUCGGCUCCUGCAGGUCAUCGCCAUGUCCAAGGCGCCGGGCCUGCCGGGAGGGCCGCCGGGCCCGAAGGCGGCCGAAACGGCUUCCUCGUCGAGCGCCAGCUCCGACUCUUCCCAGUACCGCUCGCCCUCAGAGCGGGACAGCGGCAGCAUCGUCACCAUCGACGCCCACGCCCCCCACCACCCCGUCGUGCACCUCUCUUCCGGCAACGGGCCCUGGGAGUGGAAGGCGGCCUCCGGGGCGAAAGCAGCGGAGCUCGGAAGCGACACCUACGAGCUCGGGGAGCUGGCGGGCCGCGAUUACCGUGCCGGGGGCAGCUUCCGGGCCAGCAAGCCUCCGGGGGUGUCCCCUGGAUCCUCCAUCAGCGACAUGGACCAGGAGGAGCCGCCGCGUUUCACCGGCGUGGCCACCGUCAACCUGGCCACAGGCGAGGGGAUGCCGACCCCGGGCGAUGGGGUGCUGGGACCCACCAGCAGAGAAUCCACCCUUCGACGGAAACCUGGCAGCCUGGCGCUGGCCGAAAGAGACGGGCACGGAGAAGCCGAGGCGGAAAAUUACUACAAGAAGAUUCCAGCCGGCCGCCGGUUUAAGGACUAAACCCCCCCCCUGGAUCCCGGCGGUCACUGCCCACCGGCUUGUGCUCCCAGGCCCAGGGAGACGCGGGCGCGCGCUCUCUCUCUCGGUGCUCAGGGCGUGGAGCCAGCCAUUCACACUGUGGGGAGACCUGUUGCCCAGGGGACCAGGAGAUGCUAAAGAGGGCCGGGGAGGGGAAUCUGCUUCAACCACGCCUCUCUAGCCCUUAGGGCCUGUAGAGGCAUGGGGAAAAGGGGGGACGUAAGGCCCCCGUGGGGUGGGAGGGGACACACUGAACCCUAUCAAAGGGGUAACUGUAAAUAGAAAACUGGGGGGAAGUGGGGGUAGGGAUAGGGGCUUGGGGCAUUGCUCCUGGGGUGGUGUGGGUCUGGGUGGGAGGGAACCUGGGGUCUAGAAGGCAGAGUCCAGCACUGAUUAGAAGAUAUAAUAAAAUAUACAGUUUGGUCAAAAAUAAAGAUUUACAAACACCA